UCUGGGCUCGGAAGUGGUGGUUGGGAGGGGCUUCCUUUGCACAGACUUCCUUUCCCGCUAGGUUAGGGGUUGUCGCUGCAGUGCUGUCUCGUAGGUAUGUGCGCAAGUAAUCCGUAGGCCAGGGCUUCAGAAUCCUGUGGCUACGUAGGUUUUCUUUUGGCUUCUGAAAUCUGUUUAAAGCCGUGGUUCGUUCGUCCUCAAGGACCUAGUCUGACUGAAAACCAAAAUACUGGACUGCCUGGUUCAGGACUGGACGCCUAGCCAACCUACUGAAUUGGAGCUUCAGAUCCAUGGCAACAAAGGAGUCAGGAGAUGCCAAAGCACAGUUGGCGCUCACUUCAUCAGCCAAUGAGAGCCAAGAAGUGCCUGAAAAACCGAACUAUGCUCUCAAAUGUACUCUGGUGGGACAUACGAAAGCUGUAUCAUCAGUUAAAUUUAGUCCUAAUGGAGAAUGGCUAGCAAGUUCUUCUGCUGAUAAACUAAUUAUAAUUUGGGGAGCAUACGAUGGAAAAUAUGAGAAAACACUCUAUGGUCAUAAUCUGGAAAUAUCAGAUGUUGCCUGGUCAUCAGAUUCCAGUAGUCUUGUUUCUGCCUCAGAUGAUAAAACUCUAAAGAUAUGGGAUGUGAGAUCAGGAAAAUGUUUGAAAACACUGAAGGGACACAGUAAUUAUGUCUUUUGUUGUAAUUUCAAUCCACCAUCCAAUCUCAUCAUUUCAGGAUCUUUUGAUGAGAGUGUGAAAAUAUGGGAAGUGAAAACAGGAAAGUGCCUCAAGACUUUGUCUGCUCAUUCUGACCCAGUUUCUGCUGUUCAUUUUAAUUGUAGUGGGUCUUUGAUAGUGUCAGGUAGCUAUGAUGGUCUCUGUAGAAUCUGGGAUGCUGCCUCAGGCCAGUGUUUAAAAACACUUGUGGAUGAUGAUAACCCUCCUGUCUCUUUUGUAAAAUUUUCUCCAAAUGGUAAAUAUAUUCUUACUGCAACUUUGGACAACACUCUUAAACUGUGGGAUUACAGCAGAGGCAGAUGCCUGAAGACAUAUACUGGUCACAAGAAUGAGAAAUACUGCAUUUUUGCUAAUUUUUCAGUUACUGGUGGAAAAUGGAUUGUGUCUGGUUCUGAGGAUAACCUGGUUUACAUAUGGAACCUUCAGACUAAAGAGAUUGUACAGAAAUUACAAGGUCAUACAGAUGUUGUAAUCUCAGCAGCUUGUCAUCCUACAGAUAAUAUCAUUGCAUCAGCAGCAUUAGAAAAUGACAAAACAAUUAAACUGUGGAUAAGUAACUAUUAAUCCCUUUGGAAACCAAGUAGUAGAGCCAAGUUGGCAAAAAAAUUUUUUAAAAAGUGGUUUCUCUUAAUUUAGGCAUGGUUUUAUAUUUCUUUUUAAAUCUGUCUUUGAUUAUAAGAUUUUGAGGCUUAUAACCUACAUUUACAAAAUGAAAACAGUUGGAAAAUGAUGUCUAGAACUUAGAGCUUCUGACUUCUAAUCUUGAGGCCUGUUAGUAAUCUCAUGUCUCUCUUCCUGUACGGUUUCCCAUUAGGGUCUUCUCAGUGACUAUCCUAGAGGGUCAGUGUAUUUGAGAAAUAUUUAGAAAUUAAGAUUAUAGAACAGGGGGUGACUAAAUAAGGGCAUUUGGAAUAAUUCUAGGGUUUCUGGUUUGGAAAAUGCUUAAGUCAGGGAUGGUGGUGGAGAUUUCUUAUCAAGAAAAAACCUAAAAAUAUACCAAAUGUUGCUUACUGAAGGACUGCGCACUACCUUGUUAGAUUGUGCUGUCUUGUGAUUAUUCAGACAAGCUAAAUGAAUGGUGAAAACUUUUCUCCUUCGUUAUAUGUCCGACCUACUGUCUCCCACCCAUGGUUCAAACUCAGUUCAGAAAUCAGUACUUGUGGAGCCAUCACUGCUUGCCUCCAGUUGCAGCUGACAGCUGAGUUAGGUGUUCCUAUUUCUAUUAUUCACCAAUUUGUAUUGUAAUGCUUUCAUGGGUUUUGUGGAAUCAGAAAGUAUGUCUCUUUGUAUUCUUUGGUUUUUAUAUAGAGAAUUUAUGUAUUCUUGGUUUUUGUAUAGUAAAGGGAUUCAAGUAAUGUUUGAGGAAUGACAGUGUCACCACUGCUUUAUUCAUUCCUUGCCUGCUUUUGAUAAAUUUUAGUAACAGAUUCCUAAAACAUGUUGAUUAAAAAUAAAAAGUAACCAUAUCCUCACAUACUAACUUUACUCAAUAGUGCUUACAGGAAAUAUAAAGUAGAAAAUGAUUUCUGCCCACUUUACCCAUGGACACAUGAUACACAAGCAAAAAGAAUUUAGAAAUUAAGCCAAAAAAAAGAGUACAACAUUAAUUUAACUGAAAGCAACAAGGGCAAAACUGUCUUCUUUUGUAGAUUAUAGUACUUUGUAAUACUAUACAUUAAAUUUGAUUUGCUUGGUAAGUUCUUAGGGAUAUGACAGAGUUACUUGUAGGGGAUGACUGCUAAGAGGUUGGUAUGUGAGGAUAUUGGAAGAAGUAGUAUUAGUUAGGAGUAGGUCUGAAAUUCUGGCCAAGAAAUAGAUAUUUAACCCAUAAAGAGGUAGUCACUAUACAUUACUGAAUAGCAGAAUGACACAAAAUGAGAAAUCACUAAAUUCUUGGUGCACAGUAACGUUUGUGAGCUUAGUUUAAUGAAACAUUUUUAUUACAGUAAAUCUCUGAGAUAACAACACUUUGUAAUGUUCUUCAGAAGUUAAAAAUGGUACUGCUCUGUGAAGUAUUUUUUUUAAAAGAAGUACAUUAAUAUUUACCCAUAUUUAAAACACUGGCAUUAAGUGUCCUAAAAUAAUUGAAUCUUCUAAAAUGUACAAGAAGCAAUGCUUUUUGAUAAUAAAUUUGCAAAUGAUAAAUAUAAAAAAACUUGAUAUCUAAAAAAGCAGCUAAGGUCAAAUUAUUCCAAAGUAUAUAGGCAGACAUCAUUAUUAGAUAGAUUAUGAAACUACAGGGUAGUAUGUUACAUUUCACUGCAUAUUUUAUUAAACUAAGUUCUCAUAGUUUCUCAGCUGCAUAUAUUACUUUUUAAUCUCUCUUAUAACUAUCUGAGGAGAAGAACUAGCACACUGGGAUGGCUGUAGUCUCCCCUUAUCCUUGGGAGAAUAUGUUCUAAGACCCCCAGUGGAUGCCUCAAACUGUGGAUAGUCCCCAAUUCUAUGUAUACUGUAUUUUUUCAUACAUACCUAUGAUAGAGUUUAAUUUAUAAAUUAGGCAUAGCACAACGCACUU
This is a messenger RNA of Microcebus murinus (gray mouse lemur), 3237 nucleotides long. RefSeq names its product WD repeat domain 5B (gene WDR5B). NCBI's taxonomy places the organism in Eukaryota, Metazoa, Chordata, Mammalia, Primates, Cheirogaleidae. Gene Ontology annotation, molecular function: histone binding. Gene Ontology annotation, cellular component: Set1C/COMPASS complex. The record is from RefSeq and is a predicted model, not a curated record.